CGGAGGGGGCCGGGCCGCAGCGACGCGGUUCCUGUCGCCCACAGGGGCUCCCCUCCAUGGCGGUUGCCGCGGGAGGCCGCAGAUAACCGGCCGCGGCCCCUCUCCCCUUCCUCCCUCCUUCCCUCCCCCUCCCCGCCCGCCGCCAUGCCCGCCCGGGCCCCGCCGCCCCCCGCGCAGCCCGCAGAAAUAUAUUAAUGUUGAAGCAGAACUGAACAAUGGAACCAGACAUUAUUCGAAUGUACUCCUCAUCCCCUCCACCACUUGACAAUGGAGCUGAUGAUGAUGAUGAAGAUGAGUUUGGAGGAUUUUCUGGUGUGAGCACUGCUGAUGUAGCUUUUGCUGAUUUUGAUACAGCGGACUACAGUCAUCCAAAGGAAGAGUUUAUACCCACAAAUCAUUUCAUCCCACUCCAUGAUUAUUCUGACAAUGUAGCUAGCAUUGCAACUUUCACAUCUGUUAAAAAUGGUAAAGAUAAAGACUGCAUUGCAGAGCUUCCUACUCAUACUAAGGAGCUUUCUGAUAUGUCAGCUACUAGUACUAUCAAAGAAAAAUCUAAAUUUAGAACUUCAGGUACCGCUUUAGAAGAUGUAAACAGAAGGGGGGAACAAAGAGACAACACUGGAAAAUCAGAGGGUUUUUCUUCUCGUGUGGUUAGAACUGGUGUAACAGUUGAGAGGCAGGAUGAGCAAAUAGAUACUUGUAAUGGUGAGAAACUUCCGUGUCUAGAGAUUCUAACAAAUGGAUUUGCAGCAUCAGACCCUGUAAAUCCUCAGGGAACAGAAGAUCUAGACAGUAUUGGUGACUCAAAGGGACUGAAAACUGUUAGCACCCAUAGUACUGAGCAAAAUUUGAACUCAAUGCCUAGCUCAGGUGCAGAUGUUGCAGAUUUUGCUACCUUCUCAAACAAAACCCCAAUCCAUUUAGAGGGAACAGAGCCUACAAUAUGCAGUGUUCUUAAUGAAAGAGACUCAGUGAGCAUUCAGGAGAAUAACAGAAUAAACAGAGUAACUCAUAGUGAAGAAGAGCUUUGCAUUUCAGAAAUUAGUUGUGAACAGGGUCCCUCAGCACUGGAAUUUGCAAUUUCUAGUACGUCUCAAACAACUGGAAGUUCAAUAUGCACUACAGAGAAUGGAGAGCACAGUGGGAGGAGAAGACAACAUCACAUAGAGAAUGGCAAAGAUUUUAGUAGGUCUGAGGAUUCUUCAAAAGCAGCAGACAUCAAGGCUGAUAAGAUCCAAAGCCUCAGCUGUGAUCCUGCGGGAGACAAACUGGGUGGUGAUGAAGAUCUCAAGAAUGGUGGAAGUAGCACUGAAGUUUUAGUUUGCAGUGACAAACAUGAUGAUGUGUUUGGUGACUUUGGUUCAGUCAGCAGUGUGUCUCCCACCUUCAGGAAUGCUGAAGACUCAAUAAACGCUCUUGAUUCAGAAAGAACUUCUGAGCAGCCCGCACACAUUAGCGAACCUAAUGAGGAAUUUGGUGAAUUCAGGGACACGAGUACUGUUUGUCAGCAGCCAGCAAGUUUGGACCAAGCUGAACUAAAUCAGGCUGCUGACACUUUAGAAUGUGAUACUACCAGUAAAACUUCUGGGGUAGACUUCCAGCAUACUACUGAGGUAGAAAAUGGUGACGAUACUGAAUUUGGAGACUUUGAUUCAGUGCCAAAACCUCAAGAUGAGAGUGUUGCUUUCCAGGACUCGGAUGACUUUGCGGACUUCAGUUCAGCAGGCUGUAACCAGGCUACAGACUGGAAUGCUUUUGAAGAUGAACAAAAAGACAGCUGUUCUUGGGCUGCCUUUGGAGAUGAGCAGGCUGGUGAAUCUCAUCACAGAAAAGAGACGUGGCAGUCACAUAGGACAGAUGUGUCUGCCAGGAGCGAUGGCCCAGUGUUACACAAGACUGACAGUGUUGCUCUAGCAUCUUUCCAAGGGACUAUCAGUAAGCAAGAGCUAUCACCUUCAGUUCAGACAACAUUGCUAAGUCGUCUGGAACGAAUAUUUGAAGUCUGUUUUCCUUCUAUUCCUGUUGCUGAAAUUGAAGAAGAAAUAAGUUCCUUGAAUCAUUUGCUGGAAGCAGGUGAAAAGCAGAUAACAACUGAGGAGACCUUAGGAAGUACUGGGGAACUGAUGGACGUGUGGACAGAGCUGCAGGACAUACACGAUGCAUAUGGACUGAGAUACCAGUGGGGUGGCUCCCACAGCAACAAAAAGCUUCUGUGCUCCCUGGGAAUUGACACAAGAAAUAUUCUCUUUACAGGCAACAAGAAGCAGCCUGUUAUAGUACCCAUGUAUGCAGCAGGACUGGGCAUGUUAGAACCUACCAAGGAACCAUUGAAACCAAUAUCUGCAGCAGAAAAAAUAGCUUCAAUAGGACAGACACCUCCUGUAUCACCAGAGAUGAGCACAUGUGCAUCUGAUCAGUUCCAGGAAUCUCUACCACCUGUCCAGUUUGACUGGAGUAGCAGUGGCCUUACUAACCCUUUAGAUGGUACGUCUCUCCGUAGAGCCUCUAGCACCAGAGCUAGAGAUAAGAAAGCUACAAAGUUCAGACAAACAUCUAUCUGCUGAUUAUUUUUUUAAGAUAUAUACACACACACAUAUAUAAAAAUAUAUAUAAUACUUAUUUCUUACUCCUAACUUUGGAAAUUCAGGCUUUCUUUCUGAUUUACAGUUCCCCUAUGUGAAGUAUUACAUAGCUUGAAAAAUACAAGUUAAGUAUUAUUUUAGAUUCCUGCCAUAUGCUAGUGACACAGUGGCAAUAUUAACACUUCAUUACGUAUAACUGCAGAUUAUAAUGAAACUCUGAACAAAUGAGCAUUUUAGGUUGAUGAGUUUUACUUCCUAAAAGUAUUUUUCACCAGUCAGCUAUCUCUUUAGACAUCCUCUGAAUGACAAACUUCUGUAAAGUGGCUACUUCAAAGCACAAUAUUUUAACCACAAACUGUUUGCAAAAUAUACACUUCCUGAGCUGAAAGUUUUCAGAUUUAAAGAUAAUUUUAUAUUUCAAAAAUGUGACUUCAUUCAUUAUCACUUUUGCUUACACUAAAGAGCUGAUUAUAGCUAUUAUAUUAAAGAGGUAGCUACGAACUUAUUAAUAGCUGUAAAUGUAUAUAGUUAUCACCUAAAAAACCCUUCACCUGUGUCUAUUUUAAUAGCAAAGUGAGUUGUGCCACUGCCUCUAGUGUCAGAAAUGUAAGUGCAUGCAAAGGAAAUAAAACAAGUUCUAGAAACUUGUUUUACUGACAGAAUAGAAACCUAUUAAGAAACUCCUUUACAAGGAGCCUUCUGACAGCAACUGAUUGAUUACACACAAGUUCAAAGGCAGGCUCAGAUAAAGUGCAUCUCUUACUGCACUGGUGUUGCCACACUGUGUUGUUGCAGAAUGUGUGGUGUGUAAGAGUUUGGAUAGCAAUAUCAUGGUGCUGAAGGAAAGCCUGGAUGGACCCUUUUGCUGUUGUCUGGUGUCUUACUACUUCAGUCAAUCAUCAUGCUUUCUUUUAACAAACAACUUUAAAAUGUAUCUUGGUUUGAUUUCUGUUUUAGUGCUAAAGGGGAACAGUAUAAUUUGCCAGUGAGGAACUGGACAUAAGAGCGGCCUUUGUUACCCAGUGGUCACACUGCUUUAAGAUAAUGAUAGCUAAUAGCUUAAUAAUAGCUAUUAGCUAUUAUUAAAAAGCUAGAUAAUUAAUAGCUUAAAGCCGCUAAAUAAAAUUUUGAAUUUUUUUUUCUUUUUGUUCUUUGCUAUUUGAGGAGCUGCUAAGUUUUCCUGAUGAAAGAAUGGCUUUCAAUUUCAGUGAGGGGAGAAAAAGCCCAUUAUAUUUUAACUGUCAAUUGACUUAUAUAUUGUUUCCCUUUAACUGGUCACAUCUCUCUCUUUGGGUCGUGCUGGUUCUCUUUCAUUUUUAGAUUGAAAUAAAUAUUCUAUUUUAAAGUUA
This is a messenger RNA of Agelaius phoeniceus (red-winged blackbird), 3931 nucleotides long. It is a transcript of the gene AFTPH, whose product is annotated as aftiphilin. The record is from RefSeq and is a predicted model, not a curated record. NCBI's taxonomy places the organism in Eukaryota, Metazoa, Chordata, Aves, Passeriformes, Icteridae. Gene Ontology annotation, biological process: intracellular transport. Gene Ontology annotation, cellular component: AP-1 adaptor complex; trans-Golgi network membrane. Gene Ontology annotation, molecular function: clathrin binding.